Neoarius graeffei (lesser salmon catfish) is the source of this 915-nucleotide messenger RNA. It is a transcript of the gene timm10, whose product is annotated as translocase of inner mitochondrial membrane 10 homolog (yeast). Bases 141 to 407 code for a protein of 88 amino acids. The record is from RefSeq and is a predicted model, not a curated record. Gene Ontology annotation, cellular component: mitochondrial inner membrane. Lineage: Eukaryota; Metazoa; Chordata; Actinopteri; Siluriformes; Ariidae. Gene Ontology annotation, biological process: protein insertion into mitochondrial inner membrane. The transcript has 2 exons.
UGGUCAGAGGACGUUGAAAAGGUGGUGGCAGACUCCAUGUGCGUUUGGUCGCUGUCUUUUGACUGAAGGUUAAACAUUGCUGCUAGUUCACUGCGUUUCAUCGGAGCCUGGUGGGGUUUUAAACGGCUUGAAAAUCCAAGAUGGACCCCAUGAAAGCGCAGCAACUGGCGGCUGAACUCGAGGUGGAAAUGAUGGCAGACAUGUACAACCGAAUGACCAACGCAUGUCACAGGAAGUGUGUUCCUCCUCACUACAAGGAAGCAGAAUUGUCGAAAGGCGAAGCAGUGUGUCUGGAUCGCUGCGUGGCCAAAUACCUUGACUUACAUGAAAGGCUGGGCCGCAAACUCACUGAGCUCUCUGUACAGGAUGAGGAGAUGAUGAGGAAAGCAGCCACUGGCACUGGCUAGAUCUACAAGGACUCUCAAAGAGCAACAACGUGCGGCCUUGGGUGGACUGGAGAGGGAAAGGAAACACGCUAACAUAUUACAGACGUCCAAACGAAAUGGAGCUGGAGUAUAGUAAUGUGUGUGAGAAGACACCUCACUAGUCUUCAGUUAAAUCUCUCUCCCGAGUUUGAAGCUGUGGUUGGAGUAAUAAAGUGACCCAGAUUUGAUUUGCCCACAGGUUGCUUGUCAAAUUGCAGAAUCCUUGUUGGAAUUGGUAAUCAGUUACUGUGACAUGAUUGACUUACUCAUCAGUUAGUGUUUCGUCUAAAAGCCCAAAUGUAUGUGGACCACGUUGUGCAUGAUGGACAUUACAUUUGUGCAGAUUUUCACCAGUGGGGCUUUUUUUUUUUUUAUAUAUUUUUUUUAACAAUCAUGCUGAACACUGUAAAAGAACGUGCAGAUAUGUUUUAUCAUUCAUGAUGGAUGACUCAUAUUUGCUGCACACUAAUUAAAUCUCUUACUAUAUGCA